AGAGAGAGAGAGAGAGAGGCGUCUGGGAGGAAGGAAGACAGAGAGAGGGAGAGAGAGAGAGGGGAGAGGGACAGAGAGUAACAGAGGAACGGCUGGAACAGAGAGGGCAGGCUCUUUGAUUCACCAGGGACACAUGUGCGUUGCUACGCCGACCCAACAGCUCCGUCUCUGGAGUUGAAGGACAACACCGCAGCACUGACGUCUGGCUGUCAAUGAGAAGACGGGGAGGAAUUUACACUACAAGCACCACUGCUGCUGCUGCUGCUGCUGCUGCUUACACCUCGCUCACCUCUGGUUGCACCAUCAGGAGCUCAUGGUGCACAUUUGGAGCUUGGUACUGCUUCAUUAUGGGUUACAAAACAAGAUCCAUGCAUUCUCUCUUUCGGUGUCUGUGCUUCAUGCUCCUCCAUUUGCUUAGCACAGCACAAGAUGAAGACUUAAGAAGUUGUAGAACGGCUCCUUGUGACUUGGUUUUUAUCCUAGAUGGUUCAUGGAGUGUGGAAGACGUGAACUUUGACAUAGUCAAGCGAUGGCUGGUCAACAUCACCACCAGCUUCAACAUCGGCCAGAAGUUUGUGCAGGUGGGGGUGGUCCAGUACAGCGACCAUCCCGUCCUCCAGAUCCCCCUGGGGAAGCACUUAUCCAACAAGGAGGUCAUCACGGCCAUGGAGUCCAUCGAGUACAUGGGCGGCAACACCAAUACAGGAACUGCCAUCCAGUUCGCCACAGACAAACUGUUCGGUCUGUCGGAGCGCGGGCCGAGGGGCAUCGCCCGCAUCGCCGUGGUCCUCACCGACGGGAGGUCCCAGGACACGGUGCUGCAGGCUGCCGAGGCGGCGAGGAAGAAGGGAAUCAUCCUCUUCGCCAUCGGCGUGGGGUCGGAGACGGAGGUGUCUGAGCUGCGGGACAUCGCCAACAAGCCCUCGUCCACCUACGUGUUCUCAGUGGUGGACUACAAAGCAAUCAACAAGAUCCGCGAGGUCAUUCGCCAGAAGCUGUGCGAAGAGACCGUGUGUCCGAACCGAAUAGCGAUCGAUUCCCGCGAGGAGAAGGGCUUCGACCUCCUGCUACAUUUGAACUUGGCCAAAAAGACCCGAAAGACACAGGGGUCGUUUUACGGGACUCGAGCCUAUGAAGUAACAUCUCGUGUUGAUCUGAGUGACUCAACAAGGUCCCUGUUCCCCGACGGCCUACCGCCCUCCUACGUCUUCGUUUCCACCCUUAAGUACGAGGGCUCCGUGACCAUGGAGGAGUGGGAUCUGUGGCGGGUGCAGACAAAGGACGACAAACCUCAGAUGGCUGUGACGCUGAACGGAGCGGACUACACGGUGGCGUUCACCACCACCAGCGAGGCACCCAGUGGCAUCCAGACCGUGACGUUCUCGCCAAAGACCGCCAGGGUCCUGUUUGAUGAGAGGUGGCACCAGCUCAGACUUCUGGUGACUGAGGAUGAUGUGACGCUGUACGUGGACGACCUGGAAGUGGAGACGCUGCCCUUGGAUCCCCCUGUUGGGAUCUUUAUAAACGGGAAAACCCAAGUGGGGAAGUAUGUCAGCAAAGAAACCACCGUACCGUUCGAGAUUCAGAAGCUCCGCAUCUACUGUGAUCCCGAGCAGAACACCAGAGAAACCGCUUGUGAAAUACCUGGAAUCUGUGCCAACAGUCCUGAUUACUCCGACCCCACCCCAGAGCCAUGUGCCUGUCCCCCGGGACCCAGUGGACUGCCUGGCAUGAAGGGAGAGCAAGGGGGCUCUGGAGAGCCUGGUAAAACAGGACCAGCUGGUGCUGAGGGUAAGCCUGGUGUUCCGGGUCCCAGAGGACAUCCUGGGCCAACGGGUCCAUCGGGAAAAGAGGGCCCACGGGGGUCUGAUGGGUUCAAGGGGGAGCUAGGGCCGGCCGGUGCAAUGGGAGAGAGAGGCCAGCCAGGGAUGUCUGGACAGCUCGGGCCACCAGGGGAAAAGGGCUCACCGGGACUCCUGGGCAGAGCAGGGCUGCCAGGACAAGAUGGAAAAGUGGGGGCUGUGGGCAUCCCUGGACCAACCGGGCCAGCGGGUCACCCGGGAGAGCCGGGUAUACACGGAAGAAAUGGAAUCGACGGGAUUCCGGGGAGGGCCGGACAGAAGGGAGAGGCGGGCGCCAACGGCAUCCCCGGUCUGGACGGACGGGAGGGACACCCAGGAUUACCUGGCCAGACUGGAAUGGCCGGACAAAAUGGACUUAAGGGAGAAGCUGGACCAGCUGGUCCGAGGGGCUUCACAGGAUCAAGUGGCUCACCUGGUCAGAGUGGUUUACAAGGGGAACGAGGUUCUGUUGGACUACCUGGAACCAAGGGGAGCAAGGGAGAGAGCGGAGCACCAGGACCCUUCGGGAAACCGGGCCAGGAGGGGAAAGCGGGGAGUCCGGGACAGGCCGGGGAGCCAGGUCACCCAGGCAUGCCCGGCCUGAUGGGAACGAAGGGCCAACGAGGAAGUACAGGAGAAAGAGGAGGAGAGGGAGGUAAAGGGGAGAGGGGAGAGCAUGGACGACCAGGGGAGCGUGGCUCUGAGGGUUCCAGUGGCCUGAAGGGAGAGAAAGGGACAACUGGAGACCCAGGACAGAGGGGCCCAGGAGGUCAGGACGGCCGACCCGGACAGCCAGGAGCCGUGGGCCCUCCCGGGUCCCGGGGCGUGCCUGGGACCAGCGGCUCUCAGGGGCCCUCGGGACCAGAAGGCCAACCCGGCAGCGAAACCUCAGACCAGCACAUUAGGCAGAUUUGCAGAGCAAUGCUUGAAGCGGAGCUUCCUGUGCUGUUGCUGAGCCAGCAGCAGCCCAGCUGCUCCCGGUGCUACACCCGCCCCGGGUCCCCGGGCCCCCCGGGGCCAGUGGGGGCCGGCGGCCUCAGGGGGUACCCCGGGGUCCCGGGCGCCAGCGGCUCCCCGGGCCGGCGCGGGAUACCCGGACAUCCCGGCAUUCAGGGGAUCAAAGGGGAUCCAGGCUUUAAGGGGGAUACAGGAAACCCAGGAAGAUCAGAGGUUGGAGAUCCAGGGCCACAGGGGCCUCCAGGUCCCAUGGGUCCCCAUGGUUACAGCAAGCAGGGGUCGGCGGGUAAACCGGGCGCCCCCGGCCAGAGCGGGGCCGAGGGUAAGCGAGGACAGCCCGGGCCCCCGGGUCAGAACGGAGCGUGUCACCCGGCGUUGUGCUACGGCAGCAUGUCGAGGCGGGACCCCUUCAGUAAAGGACCCAACUAUUGAGGCCCCCCCCCCCCCACCAUCCCCCCCCCCCCCUAGAUUAGACUAGAUCACAUCAGACCCACGCAGUUGAAACACGUGUCAUCAUUUCCAAUCUCAGGAAGAACUCAUUCUUACAGCGUUUUUUUUUUUGUCUUUUUGUUGUUGCGUCAUGUGGACACGACAUACCUCCUCUGAUAGGCCCACAUGUCAGACAUGACUUCUUCAUCCUCAUCGUCAGCACAGCUUCAUCUUCAAUUUUGUGUGUUAUGUUUUGCUGUAAUUAUCCAGAUAUGCUUACAAUGGAUUUUUCUAGUUUUGGGCUUUCAAGUUUUCACGGUUCUUUCCGUUGCAUAUUUAAGUGCUACCAGCUCACAAGAAUUCGGAUUAACCAUUCGUUUCACUAGGAAGACGUUGGGGUGGUACGUUUUCCCAUGCUGCCCCCUUGUGGUGCUUCUUUGCAUGUUUCAACACGGGGUUAAAACUCAAAGUAAACACUCAACUUAUUUUAAACAUGUUUCUUGCUCAAUAAAAUAUUUUGUGAUAACUUAUCUGAGGAAUCCACAUAUUUCAGGGGGAAAUAUGUGAAUGCUGACUGUACAAAACGCCAAUAUUUUGUAAUAAACCCGGGAAAACAUGACACAUCUGUAAUUUAAUGUCUUGUAAUAGGCUUUUACUUGUGAAUACCUUCAUUAAAAUAGGCUAUCCCCCAAAGAGUAUGUAGGCUGAAAUUUCAGUUGUCUUUGUUAGUCAUUUUUAUUGUAGCAGUUAUUUUAUUGUUAUUUAUGAAAGGAUCUUAAGUGUAUCUUAACAGUGAUAUGUUUAAGCAGCUGUUGUAAAACUUGUGUGACCGUGUGGAUUUUUGAAUGGAUUUUUAAAAAACUAAAUAAAGCUUUUUCUUUAAAGUU
Gadus macrocephalus (Pacific cod) is the source of this 4114-nucleotide messenger RNA. RefSeq names its product collagen, type XXI, alpha 1 (gene col21a1). The transcript has 30 exons. Bases 213 to 3230 code for a protein of 1005 amino acids. The record is from RefSeq and is a predicted model, not a curated record. Lineage: Eukaryota; Metazoa; Chordata; Actinopteri; Gadiformes; Gadidae.